This is a messenger RNA of Eublepharis macularius, 3748 nucleotides long. It is a transcript of the gene CISH, whose product is annotated as cytokine inducible SH2 containing protein. NCBI's taxonomy places the organism in Eukaryota, Metazoa, Chordata, Lepidosauria, Squamata, Eublepharidae. The coding region runs from base 778 to 1551 and encodes 257 amino acids. The transcript has 3 exons. Gene Ontology annotation, molecular function: 1-phosphatidylinositol-3-kinase regulator activity. The record is from RefSeq and is a predicted model, not a curated record. Gene Ontology annotation, cellular component: phosphatidylinositol 3-kinase complex. Gene Ontology annotation, biological process: phosphatidylinositol phosphate biosynthetic process; intracellular signal transduction.
UAGCCCUGAAAACAACCAACAACUUUUCGGCUGGAUCCCUGGAAGGAGCAGCUUGAUUUUAUUUUCCUGUAGAGAAAAAAAAGAUUUGGAAUACAGGGGGUAUUAUUUUGACCUCCGGAGAGCGACGCUGACAUCAAGAUACCUAUUAUGGACAAAUCUAUUUAUACUUUUCUUUUUGGUUAAUAUCGGUACUGUGAUGUGAAUACAAUACAAUUCCAGGAAUCUACCACUUCCUGGAAUAGCUUAAAAGGGGCAAACAAAAUAUUACUUAGUAGUGUUUUUUCCUCCUACAGCUGUAUUACUCUAACAGCCAGCGUCGAGGGUAGCUGCUGCUGUUCUUCGCUUAACUUCUUUCAGACAGAGACUGUUUAUUGAGAUAUAUUUAUAAUUAUACAUUCCUUUUUUUAUUGGCGGUCUUAAACGCCACUAGAGAGGAGGAUUCUCAUCCUUUCUUAAGUACUCAUUUUCUUUUACUCUGGUAAUUUUAAAAUCAUUUUUAUUACUUUUUUGGCCACAGCAAGAAUAUAUUGGAAAGGGCUACGGUCAGGCAGCUUGUUCUACGCAGAGCUCGCUGAACGAUCCGUACAGGUUUUCUGGAUACCCCAAUUUACUUCGUUUGCUGCGGUUGACCUCCAAGGUGCUUUCGAGAAGCUGUGGUGGAAUAAAGCCAGCCUCUUCUCUCCUCAUUACUUACCUACCGACUUGUGGUAUUCCUGCUGGGAACGAAGAAAAUAACCGGCAGCGGGAGAGCUAUUUCCUAGUUCUCUUGAAGACCUAAUGCUUUUUCCUUCGUCCUGGAGUGACAUGAUCCUCUGUGUCCACGGACCCCAUCCUUUGCUGGCAGAGGAGAAAAUCAGGAGACUAUCGCUUGGGGCUCUUGCAGUGAAUUUGUCAGAGCAAGUCAUGCAGCCUCUAUCAGUCACACCCUUCCAAGAAGGGCCUACUCCUGUCUUGGUGGAACCCACACUAGAGAGUAACCCGCCUCAGCCACGAGAUCCAGAAGAGGACCUGCUGUGUAUUGCAAAGACUUUUUCAUAUUUGCGAGAAUCUGGCUGGUAUUGGGGCUGCAUCACAGCCAGUGAAGCCAAACAGCAGCUCCAGAAGAUGCCUGAAGGAACCUUCCUGGUACGGGACAGCACUCACCCAAGCUACUUGUUCACAUUGUCAGUCAAAACCAACCGGGGGCCCACCAAUGUGCGCAUCGAAUAUGCUGACAGCAAGUUCCGGUUAGAUUCCAACUGCCUCUCCAAACCUCGAAUUUUGGCCUUCCCAGAUGUGGUCAGCCUAAUCCAGCAUUAUGUUCUUUCAUGCACAGUGGACAAGAGCGAUGCUCCUUACCCCCCUCCCGUGCCCUUGCCACCCAUACAAAAGGAGAUUGCAGCAUCAGCAGUGCACUUGAAACUGAUCCGGCCACACAGCCGCAAGAAUAGUGCUCCAAGCCUGCAGCACCUCUGCCGGCUGCAGAUCAACAGAUCCACUGCAGAGGCAGACUGCUUGCCUCUACCAAAGAGAAUGAAGGACUAUUUGAAGCAGUACCCUUUCCAGCUUUGAGGUAUUGCCUCAGAAAGACAGUAGAAGCAAAGUAAAAUCCAGAUGGGACAGUAAUGUGUCUUUGUUCCACAGAAGCAGUAUGGUAUUAAGUGGGCACAGUAAAUAAAUGUCCAUCAGAAGAGAUGGUGUGUAUUAUCUCUUCCCCUUCUCCCCCCCCCGCCCCCACCUAUCCUAAUUCCAUUCCUGUGUUAUGGAGGGGGCUGCUAGUACCAAUGACAUGUACACGGUACACAAUUCCAGUGCCCGAACUUCUGGGCUUCUCUCUUUUUUCUGACUGUGGCUUUGAGAAACACUCUUGGCAUGUGCACACUACUUGAAUUUCAGAGAUGCCAUGACACCAGGAAUGUUAAAGCAUUGUUACUGUCAUUAUUUAUUUCCACGGUAGUUUUAUUAUCUUCUAGAUUGUUUUUGCUUAUCUUUCUUUUGAAAAAUGUAUUAGAGAUGGGCCCAAACUGGAUCUACACAAUUUUGCCCAUUGCCCAAUAUUCUUAGGGGCUGGGUGGGUGGGUGGGUGAAUUUGAAUUCAGUCUCCAUUUAAUUUGCUAAUCAUAGCCUUCUCCCCAGGAUGCCAUGGUUUAUUCCUGCCAAGAUACCAUUGUAAGUGUGUGCAAGUUUGGGCAUAUGGUUGCCAAUGCUGGGUUGGAAAAUUCCUGGAGAUCCAGGGGUGGAACCUGGGCAGGGAAUUCAGCAGGGAUGUGAUGUCAUAAAGUCCACAUCUGAAGCUGCCAUUUCUUCCAGGGGAACUGAUCUCUGCAGUCUGGAAAUAAGUUGUAAUUCCUGGAAAUCUCCAAGUCCCACCUGGAGGUUGAGAACCCUAUUUGGGCACCCACUGAAAAAAAUCAGGCUCCAAAAGAGGUCCCACCAAUGUGGUACACAAAAUAUUUAUUUUCCUGUCAAAUGAACUUGUUAGCUUUGCGUCAGUGAAGGGAAGUGUGUCCCAGUGCCCUUCUACUCUUCCCUUCUUUGAAGAGGACACUCCUAUUCUGAAUCAACAGAUUAGAUCUUCAUGACUUUUUUUUUCAAAUGGUGGAGUAGAGUCCCCUGAAUGCCCUCACGUGAGGCUUGGAAUUGGCAUUUGCCUUGAAGGGAUGACGAUACCUCAGCCCAGCCUCAGUAUAAAACUAACUCUGCUAAAAUGCACCAACAGCAAAAUUUUAAAAUAUGUAAGUAUUUAUUUAUUUAUUCAUUUGGUGAAGGAUCCCAGCAAAACGCAGGCCAUCUUUCUUGCAUCAUGAUUAUAAGCUUAAUCCACCUAUUGACAGUUUGAAGGUAAUUAUAUCACCAGUCUGUUACCAUCAUGCUGCUUCAGAAAAGAAAAACCAGAAUCCUGCUGUGUUAUUCACCAUGUUAUUUUUCUAAUAGAGUAUUGCUUUUUUGCAUAGUAUACUGGAAUUAAAAAUUUUAAAACUCCCUUAAUUUCUUUUAUGACCUUGCUAAAGUUUGCGGACAGUUAUUCACUUUGAUUCUAACCCUUGCAUUUGAAAACAAGAGUGGAAAAAAGAACUGUUUCCCCCUAGGUUUUAGCUUUACUGUACACCACAUCCAGUCAUCCCUAAUGUCCCUUGUCUUUGCUAGGGAGUAGAUCAAAUCUCCAGGGCUGACUAUGAAAGAAUAAGGAUUAUCCCUUGGCAUUAAUAUUGCCUUCCACUGCUUCCUCAUCUUCAUGAGACUUGAGAGUAGAGAAUCUACAUAGUUGAAGGUGAUGGCUGCUUUCCACCAUAUAUCUAACAAUGCAACCAUAAGCAGAGUUACACCCUAACUCAAUGGACUUACUCUGCAUAGGAUGACACUAUGAAUCCUCAGGACACUUAUGGAUAUAUAUGAUUUCACAGGCCCCUAGGGUUGUAUUUGAGAGAGAUACCUCUGCUGUGUGAGAGGGUGACUUAUAGAAAGGGUAAAAUCUUAGGGUAACCCAAAGGAAACAUAUGGGGCUUUCUGAUUUUGCUCUGAUCAGCCAUCCGGCAUGGCCUGGUGUGUUUAGUUAGUGUCCAUUUCUUUUCAUGUUUUUAUAGGAUUUGUUGUAUUUCUGGUUUUAUUUUGAAUACUUUGAUAAUUGACAGAAUGUGUGCCUGUGUGAUGUCUGGUUUGUUGAUCAUUGAGCUCUCCCCCUUCCUUGUACACUGCAGCAGGGGCCAGAGCAAGGCAGAUGAAUGAAAAAAAAUACAGAUGAUAAAAUACAAUAAAUGAUAUUUUUAAA